Messenger RNA from Manis javanica (Malayan pangolin), 1927 nucleotides. Its product is annotated as P2X purinoceptor 2. Gene Ontology annotation, molecular function: purinergic nucleotide receptor activity; extracellularly ATP-gated monoatomic cation channel activity; ATP binding. Gene Ontology annotation, cellular component: signaling receptor complex; plasma membrane. NCBI's taxonomy places the organism in Eukaryota, Metazoa, Chordata, Mammalia, Pholidota, Manidae. Gene Ontology annotation, biological process: calcium ion transmembrane transport; response to ATP. The record is from RefSeq and is a predicted model, not a curated record.
GGGGGCAGGGCGGGGCGCGCGAGGCCACGCCCCCAGAGCCACCCUCGCAGCCCGCCCCCUGGACCCACAGCGUCCGCUGAGCCCAGAGACUGACGAGCUCCGGGUCGUCCUGGCGGCAGGGCCAUGGCGGCCGCUGAGCCCAAGACCCCCGCGGGGGCGGCCGCGGCCCGGCGCCUGGCCCAGGGCUGCUGGUCUGCCUUCUGGGAUUACGAGACGCCGAAGGUGAUCGUGGUGAAGAACAGGCGCCUGGGCGUCGUGUACCGCGCAGUGCAGCUGCUCAUCCUGCUCUACUUCGUGUGGUACGUGUUCAUCGUGCAGAAGAGCUACCAGGACAGAGAGACGGGCCCCGAGAGCUCCGUCAUAACCAAGGUCAAGGGCAUCACCUCCUCUGAGCACAGAGUGUGGGACGUGGAGGAGUACGUGAAGCCCCCCGAGGGGGGCAGUGUCUUCAGUAUCAUCACCAGGAUCGAGGUCACCCCCUUCCAGACCCUCGGAACCUGCCCGGAGAGCAUGCGGGUCAACAAUGCCACCUGCGCCUCGGACGAGGACUGCGUGGCAGGGCAGCUGGACAUGUUAGGAAACGGACUGCGCACCGGGCGCUGUGUGCCCUAUUACCACGGGGCCUCUAGGACCUGCGAGGUGUCCGCCUGGUGCCCAGUGGAGGACGGGGCCUCUGUCAGCCAAUUUCUCGGUAAGAUGGCCCCAAAUUUCACCAUCCUCAUCAAGAACAGCAUCCACUACCCCAAAUUCCAGUUCUCCAAGGGCAACAUUGAGAACCGGAAGGAUGGCUACCUGAAACACUGCACAUUUGAUGAGGUAUCCAACCUCUACUGCCCCAUCUUCAAGCUGGGCUUCAUCGUGGAGCAGGCAGGGGAAAACUUCACCGAGCUGGCACACACGGGUGGCGUCAUUGGGAUCAUUAUCAACUGGGAUUGUGAUCUGGACCUGUCAACAUCAAAGUGCAACCCCAAGUAUUCCUUCCGAAGGCUUGACCCCAAGCACAUCCCAGCCUCAUCGGGAUACAACUUCAGGUUUGCCAAGUAUUACAAGAUAAAUGACAGCACCACUCGCACACUCAUCAAAGCCUAUGGGAUCCGCAUUGACAUCAUAGUGCACGGACAGGCAGGGAAGUUCAGUCUGAUUCCAACCAUCAUUAAUCUCGCCACAGCACUGACUUCCAUCGGGGUGGGCUCCUUCCUGUGUGACUGGAUCUUGCUGACAUUCAUGAACAAAAACAAGGUGUACAGCCAUAAGAAGUUUGACAAGGUGUGUACACCAAGGGACACCUCAGGUAGCUGGCCUGUGGCCCUGGCCCUUGUUUUGGGCCAGGCCUCUCCCCCAACCCACCCCUGCUCUGCAGACACAGACCAGGCAGGCCAACUGUGGGCCAAGGGGCAGAGCCAGGCCCAAGCCAUCCUACCCCCACAGCCUUGCCCCACCUCUGCCCCAUCCACACAGAUGGUGGAUACUCCCAAGCAGGGUACAGGACGAGUGCUUUCCAUCUCUGAGCCUUCCCAACAGGACUCCACACUCAUGGACGCCAGAGGUUUGGCCCAGCUCUGAGCCCACCUCCCGUCAGGCUGUAUUGAAAGCCUGGGCCUGGAAGGGUUCCCUUUCUGCAGCCCCAAGACAAAAAAAGUCUCUGGCUCUCAUGGCAGCAUCACCAGGGGCCACAAGGUGGACCAGGCCCUGCCACAAGCCUCAACACUGUCUUGGGGAAAAUGGGAACCAAAGGAUCUCCAUGCACCCCAGCAGUGGGCUGACACAAAAGAGGAGGCACCCUGCUCCCAACCUCCCUGAGCCUGUAGGGAAGGGCAAGUUCCUGCUACCUUUUCCCCAGCUGACCUCCCCUCCCACCCACACGGCCCAGCCCAGCCACUUUGUUCACCUCAUAGCCAAUUUAUCAUGUUCAGAAUCCAAUAAACCU